Pseudozyma hubeiensis SY62 is the source of this 603-nucleotide messenger RNA. Its product is annotated as expansin. The record is from RefSeq and is a predicted model, not a curated record. The coding region runs from base 1 to 603 and encodes 200 amino acids. The transcript is spliced from 2 exons. NCBI's taxonomy places the organism in Eukaryota, Fungi, Basidiomycota, Ustilaginomycetes, Ustilaginales, Ustilaginaceae.
AUGGUUAUCGACCCCACACUAGCAAGCGCCGAUGAACAGCUUUGGCAGCGGAAAUUGUUGGCAUCGACGGCAGCACGAGAUGUUGAAUGCGGCUUGAAGCAUGAUGGAAAUGCCGGCGACCUCGAGUUCACCACCGCCCUCUUCACCCUCCUUUCCGCGUCUGCGGCCAUCGCCGCCGCUAUCGACACCAACGAGUCUGGUCUUGAGGUUCUUGGCGAGCGAUCGUUCGAGCGCAAGGCUCGCCACGUCGAGGCUGCCGCCCGCUCUGUCGGAGGCGAGCUCGAGGAGCGCGACUGGGUUGCCAAGAACGGCAAGGUCACCUGGUACGGCGGUAACCAGCUGAACAACCCCGCCUGCGGCGGUCCUACCCCCAACGACAACUCGGCAAUCGUCGCUGUCAAGGCGAACGGUGGUUACGGCAAGUGCGGCGAGUGGGUCCACCUGCACUACAACGGCAAGAUGGUGGCGGCAAAGAUCGUCGACUACUGCGCUUCGUGCGAGUGGGGACAUUUCGAUGCAUCCCGCGGGGUCUUCAAGCAGCUUGCACCUCUCGAUCAAGGCGUUCUCACUGGCGUCCACUUCAAGCUGAUCACCAACAACUAA